Molecule: messenger RNA, 901 nt
Organism: Emiliania huxleyi CCMP1516
Lineage: Eukaryota; Haptophyta; Isochrysidales; Noelaerhabdaceae
Exons: 7
Source: RefSeq, a predicted model, not a curated record
GGGCGUUCCACCACAACACCCCCUCUCCUCUCGCUCGCGCAACCUGGUGCAUUCGCCUCGCCGUGCCGCUCUCCGAUGCCACAGCCAACCAUCUUCGUCGCGGCCACGCGGCAGCAUGUCGGAAAGACCACCGUCAGCCUGGCGCUGAUGAGCGGCCUGCAGAAACGGUUCAACAAGGUCGGCUUCCUGAAGCCUGUCGGGCAGCAGCACCUACCGGUGCGCGACGAGAGCGGCAACCAGCUUCGCGUCGAUAAGGACGUGCAGGUCAUGAAGGAGUACUUCAAGCUCGACCACGUGCCCUACUCGGCGAUGAGCCCCGUCAUCAUCCCGUCUGGAUACACGGCUCGGUACAUCGACGGCGAAGUGUCCAACGAGGCGCAGUGCGCGGCCAUCCGGCGAGCGCACGAGACCAUCUCGAGCGGCUCGGAUGUGGUGCUGGCCGAGGGGACCGGCCACGUCGGCGUCGGCAGCGUGGUGGAGGUCUCCAACGCUCGCGCCGCCGCGAUGAUGGGAGCGGAGGUCGUGCUCGUGGCCAACGGCGGCAUCGGCAAGGCCUUCGACGAGCUGGAGAUGAACCGGAUGAUGUUUGCGCACGAGGGGGUGCGCGUCCGCGGCGUCGUGCUCAACAAGGUGCGGCCCGACAAGGUCGAGUACGUGCGGUCCAAGAUGGGGCGCCUGCUCGAGCAGCGGUGGGGCGUGCCCUUGCUUGGGGUGGUGCCGGAGCUCUCCUACUUGAGCAAGCCAACGCUGGCCGAGCUAGAGAGGGCGCUCGACGGCGACCUGCUCGCCGGCCACCGCUGCCGCUCACUCCACUACGGCGUCGAGAACUCGUUCCUUGUCACCACCGGCCUGCGCCGCUUCCUGCGGCGCGCGUUCGAGCAGCGGAGCCCGGGCGAGUGGA